AUGUUUGAAAAUGCUGUAAGUAAAUUGAAUGCCACACCAUUACAUUUUGCUUGUUUUUCAUCACGAGGUGAUGAUGAAUGUUUGAAAAUGAUUAAGUUAUUAUUUGAUGGUGCUAAACGAAAAGAUUAUAUCGUUGAUGACGGACCAACACCAUCUCGUACUUUUUAUGUCGUCAUUCCCGUUGAUUUACAAAAACAAGCAGAACACGAACAAAUACGACAAGAUAAAAAGCAAAGGAAUUUAGAUCAGUACGUUAAUAUGAGAAAUUCGGACGAACAAACAGCGUUAACAAUAGUCACUAACCGCGGUUUUGCAGAAUGCGUUAAAGAACUAAUCAAAUUAACAAAUGAAUCAAAUCUGUCUAUGGAAUCUGCAAUUAAAUCAAACAAUAUUGCAAUAUUAGACAAAUAUUUGGAAAAAUAUGAAAAUAGCCAACAGGCAUUGGGUGGAAGUGGUAUUCAUCGACUAGUUAAUGUUAAUCAAAAAUCGUGUCUAUAUUUACUUCAUCUGGCAUGUAAAUAUAAUAAUGAUGAUAUACUUGCUCAUAUAUGUAAAAAAGAUGAAUUAAAAGAAAAACCAGAACAGCUUAGUGUUAAAGAUGACAAUGGCUACACACCAGUAUUAGUAGCUGCUAAGUAUGGUAAUAAUAAAUGUAUAAAAUAUUUAAUAGAAAACCAUAAACCAGAUUUAAAGAUUAUGAAAGAAAAAAUAAAAAAUGAAAAAAAAAAUAUUUUACAUUUAUGUGCAGAAAACUGCAAAAUACCACCACCGUCACCACCACCACCACCACCAACCCGACAGAAUGGUCAUAUUGAAAUAUGUAAAUUAAUAAUUAAGGAAUAUAAAAGUUUAUUGGAAGAUGUUGAUUAUGAUGGUAAUUCACCAUUACAUAUAGCAUGUAAAUAUGGCCAUAAAGAUCUUUCUGAAAUGUUUUUGACAGCUAUAAUUGAAGAUAAUAAAUCUAAGUUGCAAGGAUAUCUUUUAAAAAAAAAUAGCAAAUCAAGCACAAGCGCUAUGGGUGGUACAGCAUUACAUGAAGCUACAAUGAACGGUCACAUAGAUAUUUUAAAAUUGAUGUUUAAGAAAAUGGAUGGUAUAGAGAUUAAAGAAUUUCUUGAUUAUCAAUGUAAAAAUAAUGAUGGACAAACACUUUUACAUAUGGCUUGUGCGAAAGGUCAUAUUGAAAUAGUUAAAUAUUUAAUAGAAGAAUGGGAUGUGAAUGUUAAUUCAUUUGCUGAUAAACGUGUUACACCCAUUUAUUUGGCAUGUGAAAACGGAUAUUUAGCAGUUGUUAAAUAUUUAUUAGAUUACACAGAUGCUGAUGCAACUAUUCGUAAUGCAAAAGGUUAUAAUUGCUUAGACAUAUCAAUAGAAAAUCGUCAUGAACUUGUUGUUGAAAAAUUACUAUUAUCUGAUUAUGAGGAUUGGGAAAAAUUAAUGAAAAGUGCACAAUUUGAUGAACGCAAUGUACCAUUAACACCGAUGAGAAGAUUAAUUAUAUAUAUGCCUGAUAUUGCUCUGAGACUAAUUGAUAAUAAAUUCACCAAAAGAAUUGGUGGGAAUAAUGGACAAACAAUGUAUAGUCUUAAAUAUGAUUAUAAAUAUUUCGAAGAUCAAUAUUUAAUUUUGGAUUGGAUACACGGAUAUCGGCACAUUGAAGGAGAAGAAUGGUGGAAACCUCUUGACCGCACCAUACAAUUAUGGUCUAAGGGAAUAAAAGCGGAUUCUUCAAUACGCGACCCAGUAAUACAGAAAAAAUUGAUUAAUCCAAAAACAUAUACCAAUGAUAGUUACACGUUAGUUCGGAAUCAUCCGUUACUGUUACUAUCACAAUGUGAGCAGACAAAGUUAAUGUCUCAUGAUUAUUGUAUUCAAUUACGUAAAGAAAAAUUUCGUCGUUUUAAUGUUUAUGUAUUUGGUAUAGUAUUCUUAGUAUUUUUAUUAUUUGUUGCGCUAUAUACAACAAUUGUCUUAACUAGCACACAUCCACAAAAUUUUUAUAAUCUAUAUAAUCAAUCAGAUCCAACAAUUAAUCUUCAAUGGGAUUAUGGGUUUAGCAUACAGUUAUGUGAAAAAGUUGGAAAUUAUUUAUUACAAACACAAAAUGAAAAAGCAAAAAAAGAUGACCGUUAUCUUAAAAUUAAAUUUGCAUUAUAUGUAUUUUUGAUAAUAUUUAUUACAAAAAAUGUAUUUCUAAUAUUGGCUGCUUUUCCAAGAUUAUUUCGAAAACUGGCUUAUUAUUUAGAAUCUUUAGCGUUAGUUUUAUGUUUCGUAUUUCUUCUUGAUUGGUAUGAUUGGCAAUCUCAAUUGAGUUUUCGAUGUCCAAUUCAAUGGGAAUUAGUAAGUUGUCGAUAA
Didymodactylos carnosus is the source of this 2355-nucleotide messenger RNA. Lineage: Eukaryota; Metazoa; Rotifera; Eurotatoria; Philodinida; Philodinidae. The record is from the annotation of a GenBank genome assembly.